This is a messenger RNA of Fomitopsis serialis, 360 nucleotides long. RefSeq lists its product as uncharacterized. NCBI's taxonomy places the organism in Eukaryota, Fungi, Basidiomycota, Agaricomycetes, Polyporales, Fomitopsidaceae. The record is from RefSeq and is a predicted model, not a curated record. The annotation marks the transcript as partial. The transcript is spliced from 2 exons.
GGUACUAUCUACGCCCUCGUGCUGGUAGCCCUGCGCGAUCUGCGCACGAAGAUCGCCAAAUCAGUGGGCAACUUCGCGUACCAGCUCGGAAACGUGCUAUGCAGACCUGAUCCCUCUACUGCUAUGGGUCAAAUCAUAAUCGAGCGCAUCAUACCCGCUGUGGAAUCCCUUCGUCAGCGUAUACCUCUACGGUUCGACACAGUGUUCUCGUCGAAUCUAUUGACAAAGCUUCAGCUGCCGUCGGAUUCACUGCUCUGCACUGAUUUGGAACAAUCAGAUAGGAUGUUCUCGUCACUAAAACUAAAGUGUGUAACGACUCGUUUCCAUCUGGGAGCUCCGGCGGACCUCAACUUGAACUGA